Messenger RNA from Erinaceus europaeus (western European hedgehog), 1128 nucleotides. RefSeq names its product short transient receptor potential channel 7-like. Bases 13 to 1128 code for a protein of 371 amino acids. The record is from RefSeq and is a predicted model, not a curated record. Gene Ontology annotation, molecular function: inositol 1,4,5 trisphosphate binding; store-operated calcium channel activity; protein binding. The transcript is spliced from 3 exons. Gene Ontology annotation, cellular component: membrane; cation channel complex. Lineage: Eukaryota; Metazoa; Chordata; Mammalia; Eulipotyphla; Erinaceidae. Gene Ontology annotation, biological process: regulation of cytosolic calcium ion concentration; manganese ion transport; calcium ion transmembrane transport.
ACCUUCAAAAACAUGCAGCGCAGGCACACGACACUGAGGGAAAAGGGCCGCCGCCAGGCCAUCCGGGGUCCCGCCUACAUGUUCAAUGAGAAGGGCACCAGCCUGACGCCUGAAGAAGAGCGAUUUUUGGACUCAGCUGAGUAUGGCAACAUCCCAGUGGUCAGGAAAAUGCUGGAGGAGUCCAAGACCCUCAACUUCAACUGUGUGGACUACAUGGGUCAAAAUGCAUUGCAGCUGGCUGUCGGCAACGAGCACCUGGAGGUCACUGAGCUACUGCUCAAGAAGGAGAACUUGGCGCGAGUAGGAGAUGCACUGCUACUGGCCAUCAGCAAGGGCUACGUGCGCAUAGUAGAGGCCAUCCUCAACCACCCAGCCUUCGCACAGGGCCAGCGCCUAACGCUCAGCCCACUGGAGCAAGAACUUCGAGAUGAUGACUUCUAUGCUUAUGAUGAGGAUGGCACACGCUUCUCCCAUGACAUCACGCCCAUCAUACUGGCAGCUCACUGCCAGGAGUAUGAGAUCGUGCACAUCCUCCUGCUCAAGGGUGCCCGCAUUGAGCGUCCCCAUGACUAUUUUUGCAAGUGCAACGAGUGCACUGAAAAGCAAAGGAAGGACUCUUUCAGCCACUCUCGAUCCCGCAUGAAUGCCUAUAAGGGACUGGCAAGUGCUGCCUACUUAUCCCUGUCCAGUGAAGAUCCUGUCCUCACCGCACUGGAGCUGAGCAACGAGUUAGCCAGACUAGCCAACAUUGAGACUGAAUUCAAGAACGAUUACAGGAAGUUAUCUAUGCAAUGCAAGGAUUUUGUGGUGGGCGUGCUGGACCUGUGCCGAGACACAGAAGAGGUGGAAGCGAUUUUAAAUGGUGAUGUGAACUUCCAAGUCUGGUCCGACCACCACCGUCCAAGUCUAAGCCGGAUCAAACUCGCCAUUAAAUAUGAAGUCAAGAAGUUCGUUGCUCAUCCUAACUGUCAGCAGCAAUUGCUUACCAUGUGGUAUGAAAAUCUCUCAGGCUUACGUCAACAGUCUAUCGCUGUGAAAUUCCUGGCUGUCUUUGGAGUCUCCCUAGGCCUCCCUUUUCUCGCCAUAGCCUAUUGGAUUGCUCCGUGCAGCAAGGUACAAACUGCUUAA